CUUUAGCUUCAUUUUUAUGUUUACUACUACUUGGGCAGGUAGGCACCUACUAGGUAGUAAAUGCUGAAUCUACCUACCUAAGUAAUAAGUCGCGGCGGAGAUUAAUUGAUUCCGAACUCUUCUUCCUCCCAAAACAUUCACGUCUAUUUCAUUCUUGAAACCAUCCUACAACUUUGGAACGAAGCAUUGGGAUAUCGUAACAAUCCUCAAUCAAAUUGUCGCCAAUAGCACCUGUUCCUUUUAGAAAUCAAUCGAAACCGUCCAAUCUAGAUUACCAAAAAUGGAUGUAUUACGAGUAUGGAUGAAGAACAGCACGAACUUGUCUCCUGCCGUGCAUAAAGACGAAUCUGAGCAGCAACUUGAUUCCACUCAUUGUAGUUUGACGCACGAAGAAAAUCUCGAAAGAGAAUUUGUCAUUUUCAAUACCCAAGAGAAAGUCUUACGCCUCCAAAGCAAGUAUUCUCGAUCAAGUGUAGGCGAACUUGAACUUCAAGCUCGCAUGAAGACCGUGACCGUCAGCAUCCUUGGAACUUGCAAAAGUGACGGGCCGGGACGACGGCCCAUCCGCGCCUUCUGGGGCGUCUAUUUCGGUGAAAACUCUACACGUAAUGUUGGUGGCCGUCUCAACCCCUCUCUCCCACAAAAUUGCAUCUUCGCCAAGAUCGAGGCCUUGUCCCAGGCACUACACAUCUUCCAAGAAGACUUCGCCCAUGAUAAUACAAUACGAGCCUUUCAUAUCAUGACGGACCUAGACCCGCUGGUGCGCCCGGUUCUGGGAUGGGUAGAGGAUUGGAUCGGGCGAUCUUCUGUCGAUCACUAUCCGAUUCUCAACAAGAUCGAUCAUCCACAGGAAGAGAUGAUGUAUGACCACUGCGGAGGCUUGUCCUUUAAAUUUGGCCAUGCCCCGCGAGACGAGAGUCGGGAGGAGGACUGUCUAUUCGAUGACAUUAUCCCUAGCCACAAACGCAUCUCUUAAAGCACAGUGUCAAACCUCGUCAAGACUGUCUCGACCCUAGUGUUCUGUCCAGUUACACAACUUGUCCGGAACCUAUCCGAUGUGACGAGCAUCGGCCUCAUUCGGCGCUCUCAGGAUAUCUACGACUCAGCAAAUUCUGAAAAUGGGGGAUAUAUGAGUCCCGUCACUUAGGGUAAUCGGACGCCAUUCAGAUAUAUGCAACCGUGGAUGGUUCAAUGUUAGGAAUAGCUCAAGGAUGAGCACAACUGGUUCUGAUAUUUCUGGUUUCCUUCUGUUCUAUAGUCUACUUUCUCUGCUAGGUAGCUAUAAUAGGAUACGGGAAUGGCCUGAUACCCGGGGAAACCCCAAUAAGUAGACUUGCUGAGUUGAGGGAAUGAAGUCACAUACCCCAAAAUUAACCACAGGCAUAACAUAGCCUCGAUCGAUAGGGAAUCCAUAACCACCAAGACACGGG
Annulohypoxylon maeteangense is the source of this 1430-nucleotide messenger RNA. RefSeq names its product ribonuclease H-like domain-containing protein. Lineage: Eukaryota; Fungi; Ascomycota; Sordariomycetes; Xylariales; Hypoxylaceae. Gene Ontology annotation, molecular function: nucleic acid binding. The transcript has a single exon. The record is from RefSeq and is a predicted model, not a curated record. Bases 281 to 976 code for a protein of 231 amino acids.